Molecule: messenger RNA, 13696 nt
Organism: Mobula hypostoma (lesser devil ray)
Lineage: Eukaryota; Metazoa; Chordata; Chondrichthyes; Myliobatiformes; Myliobatidae
Gene: peak1
Product: pseudopodium-enriched atypical kinase 1
Exons: 6
Coding region: 1087-6453 (1788 amino acids)
Biological process (GO): protein phosphorylation
Cellular component (GO): actin cytoskeleton; focal adhesion
Molecular function (GO): protein kinase activity; ATP binding
Source: RefSeq, a predicted model, not a curated record
CCUCAGACUGCCAGGCAAUAUGUUAAAGAUAUUGGUGAACACUUCAGCCAGUUGAUCAGCACAGGUCUUACGUACUUGGCUAUGUACCACAGCUAGGCCAGAUGCUUUCUGUGAAUUCAUCCUCCUGAAGAAUGCUCUCAUGUCAGCCCCCAGAUAUUGAAAUCAUAGGGUCAUCAGGGGCUGUGGGAGUUUCUGAAGGUUCCUCCAUGUUUUGAUGGUCAAAGUGAGCAUAGAGACAUUGAGCUUAUCUCAGAAUGAAGUUUUGUUGUCACCUAUGUUGCUUGCUUUCACUUUGUAAGAGGUAAUAGCAUUCAAGUCCUGCCACAGCUGCUGUGCAUCCCCCAUUGACUCAAGUUUGGUUCGAAUUGCCACUAUGCACCUGAGAUGGCUUUCUGGUCAUCUCUGAAACUCAGAAGGUUCAUUUAUGAUCAAAGUAUACAACUCUGAAAUUCUUUUUCUCCAGAUAGCCAUGAAACCAAGAAAGAAUAGCAACAUGAUCGUCAGCCCCCAAAUCCCUCCUCCCCACACAAAAAAAAACAAAAAUGGUGCAGGCACAUCAACUACCCCCCAUCCCCCUCCCCUGCACACAAAAACGCAUGAAAGAUCAGGCAAAAAACGCAAUACAAAAAAAACAUGUAAUACGCUGUAAGGCUUCACUGCCAAGGCUAGUGUAAUGUCUUCUCUGUAAUGUUCUACUGCUAAGGAAAUGGUUUCUCUAUAGCAGCAAUGUUUGGGUUAUGUCUAGAGACAGCGGGGCUUUGGAAUGCAGGGGUUAGCCAAUGAGGAAGUGUUUUAUUUUCUUGUGCGCCUGGGAGUCGAGUUUCUUGCGGUCCUUUUUUUCGUUGGGGUGCGAUGGAGAGAGAGGAUGUGAAUGGAGAGAGUUGGAAGAUUACUGGACGGAGUGAACUGAGGAUCGAGGGUCCUAGGGCCGGCUACGCCUCGAGGUCAACAGGAACAAAUGAACGAACGGUAUGAGUUGACACAGAGCAUCAAUUAAGAAUCUUGUAGUGGAUGUGUUGGAGCUUAAUUAAUGAUUGUGUAACAAUGCAGUGAACAAGGUGUGUUUCAUGAAUAGCUCUAUGAAAAAUGUCCGCCUGUAACACCUUCACUGAACACGUAUGGAAACCUGGUGAAUGUAAGAACUGUUUUAAACCCAAAAGUUUGCAUAGUUUGACUACUGCUUCUGAAACCCCUCCUCGUUCAUGUAACAAUUUAAAAGCUAAUGCUAACCAUAGCAACAACCAGCGGGGAAGGUCAGGCACUGGUAACUUUCGGCCUCCUGUAGCCAAAAAGCCAACAAUUGCUGUGAAGCCCACAAUGAUGGUCACAGAUGGACAAACUGUGAGUACAGAAAUGGAGACUACGGAAAGCUGUGAAAGUAAGCAUAUGUUUGUAGGAUGGAAUAAAAAUGGUGUUGUAAUCAACAGAAAAGUAGUAAAUAAUAACAAUAAUGAAGAGAGCAGCAGCAAUUCUCAGGGACCUUGUGGUCCAGACAGAGUUAGUAGUAAUAGGAAACCAAACAACAACAAUAAUGGAUUAACUGAUGUAUUGAAGGAAAUAGUUGGGUUUGAGCCUGAACCACAAUUACAGGACAAAGAAUGUGACAAAGAGACCUUUCUCGGAAGGAUCAACAAAUGUUACCAGCGCUCAUUGGAAAGGAAGCUUCCUCCAAGUUGUAUUGUGGCAGGUAUGAAAGAAAAUGCAGGGAAGCACGUUGUACUCAGCAACAGCUCAGAGGUUAUCAGCAAUGAAGGAGGACUCUUUUGCUACCCAGACCCUUCCUUCAGUAGUGAUUGCAGAGUAGAUAAUGAUUCAAAUGAGAAUGUAACAGAAGAACGAGAAAGUUGGGAUGAAAGUGAUGAAGAGCUGUUGGCGAUGGAAAUACGUAUGCGUGGUCAGCCACGUUUUGCUAAUUUUAGGGCCAAUACACUGUCUCCUGUCAGAUUCUGCAAUGACAAAAAGUGGAACACAGUGCCAUUGCGAAAGCAAUCCCUACUGAGAAUUUGUGCUGUUGACUAUGAUGAUAGUUAUGAUGACAUCCUAAAUGGAUAUGGCGAUGAAGCUCUGAUCCCAUAUGGCCAGGAUAGUUUGCCAAGUGUUUUAUCUUCUGAAUCAACAUCUCCUGAUUCAUCAAUGACAGAGGGAUCUCAAACAGGAACAACGAAAAUUACGCAUCAACAGCUUUGCAAUGGUGAUCUUGCACCAAGUGACUGCAAAAACACCAAGUCAAUUGAACCAGAUUAUGAAAGCAUUAAUGAAAGUGAGCAGGUUCCCCACCUAAAGCAGACUCCAUUUAAACCAGCAAGAGGCACUGCAGUGAAGUCUCUUGAAACUCAUAAAGCAGUUCUUGCUCUGAGGUUGGAAGAGAAGGAUGGGAAGAUAGCCUUACAAAACGAGAAGCAAGAUUUAGAUACAAGUUCCACAGACAUUUCUGGGCAAACAGUGACAAUUAAUAUUAUUCCAAAGGAAGAACAAGCAAAACCAUACAGAGUUGUAGACUUAGAACCACCAGGGAUGUGUAAGCCAUAUACUGUAGUUGAUGUCUCAGCAGCAAUGAACAACAAAAAGUCUGGUAGCCCAUCUGAAUUGCCUCAAGGUGCAAAGACUUCACCGACAAGUACAAACCCACCAACACCACCUCUGAGUCAGACGAACAACCAGAAAAAGUCAAGUAUCACUAGAUAUCAAGAAGUAUGGACUUCCAGCACAAGCCCAAGGCAAAAGAUGCCCAGAGUUGCUUUAGUGUCAAGUGGUUCUGGCCCUACACCUCCGCCAAGACAGCUUACUCAUAAAUCUGCUCCUACAUCACCGACUAAUACAAAUGUUAUUUCGAAAACUAUUCCUGUAAAGUCACCAAACCUGUCUGAAAUCAAGUUUAAUAGUUACAACAAUGCUGGGAUGCCCCCUUUCCCUAUCAUCAUACAUGAUGAGCCAACAUAUGCCCAGAGCUCAAAGCACAAGGCUAUAAAAGUACCAAUAGUAAUUAAUCCAAAUGCUUAUGACAACCUAGCCAUUUAUAAAAGCUUUUUGGGUCCGAGUGGGCCGAAUAUAAAGAAGGAAACUUCAGGAAAUAUGAUGAACCAUACAUAUGAAGAAAUUGGGUCAGCAGAAAAGAAAUCUGCAGGUUUGCCUCAAGCAAAAGCUCCAAGUAGCAGCAUAGAACAAAAGGUGCUUGGCGCAGUUGCACAGAAAGUACAAGAAUUUAACAAAGCACAAAAUCUGUCACAGUCCUCCCCUCAUAAAGGCCUUGGAUCCAAUCAGUGCUCUCCUUCCAGAGUUCAGCGAUCUAAUCAAGAGUCACCAUCCCGAAAAGAAGGCACGGCAGAAAGGCAGAAAUCGCCGGCAGUUAGAGAAAAUGCCAAUGCUGUACUUUCUCAAAUAGUUGCAUCCAUUCAGCCUCCACAGCUGCCACCCGAAACUCCUCAGACACAAUCAAAAUCUAGCAGUGCAGAAGAGCUGUACUGUCAACCUCCUUCCAUCUCAGAAGGCAAUAGUGACACUUAUACUCGGCCGAAGUCAUUAUUCUCUCCACAGGCAAACAGUGGAGCAGAAGUCUGCAAAGUGGUGGACAGCAGUGUUACAAAAGGGCAGAAAGAAAGUAUUCUUACAAAGCAAGUUACUGUUCCCACAUCAAAACCAGGUACAGUGCAGUCACCGGGUGGAAUUAGUCUGAGUCCGAAGAAUGAACAGCUGCCUCCAUUUCCACCACCACGUUCAACAUCAUCCCCUUACCAUGCAAGCAACCUUCUGCAUAAACAUUUCAGUAACUGGGGCAAGCCGAAUAGUCCCGUACGAAUAACUGAGUCUGAUUGUCCAUUGUUGAACUCAGAGACUCGUCAACGCCCACAAGAUUCUAAACCAAAGCGAUGGAUCUCCUUCAAAAGCUUCUUCCGUCGUCGUAAGACUGAAGAAGAGGAAGAGAAAGAGAAAGAAAAAGACAAAGAUAAGUUAAUUGGAUUGAAUGGACGGGUGAUACAUAUGCUGCCACCACCACCCAUACAACGUCUGUGCAGUGAACAGAAGAUAUUAGAGCCAUCUGAGAAACUGACUGCCAUAUUGAACUACAAACCAGACCUUGGACUGGAUGAUAUAAAGGUUGAGACUGGGAAAUUAGAAAUUGCUACAGAGGACACUGAAAUCUACCCCACCCUGAAUGAAACACAGGCCGUGGCAUCUGGAUUGUACAUUGGUGAAAAGCCGACAAGGGUUCCUGAAAAUGGAAAAGAGUACUGUCUGGACAGUCAAAGCUCUCCUCCGCCUCCUCCACCAAAGAAAUUUAAUAACAACCUACUGGGUGAGGUGACCAUUGAAGACAUGUCGCCACAGGAAUCAGAAGUUCAAAGGUCGGCACUAGCGAGCCAGGAAACAUCUGGCGCAAUGACUCUGGUGCUGGCCACCACGGGAUCUCAGGAUGAAAAAGACACGGGCAGUGAGUCAGCUGAUGAAAGCAUCAGUAGCGCUACCUACAGCAAUUUGGUAAAAUCACAGAGCUUGCGGGCUGUGGAUGGAGGCUCAGCAACAUACGGAACAGCACCUCUUCUGAGAGCCAAAGGACAAUCACGGGCCAACAUGAUACCCCUGAAGCAGCCAAGGCAAGUGAAAGGAGCUUCAGAUGAUGCCAUUGCAUUUGGGGGAUUCGUAGAACAGGAAAAUAUGUCCGAGACACAGCCAACGCCGCCACCUCUUCCAAAGAAGACAAUAAUCCGAGCAAAUACUGAUCCAGCAUCAAAGGACUAUGUCCACAAAAUGAUAGAAGUGAAGAAUUCUGGUCACAAUGUAAAUUUGGCAAAUCCACUGUACGAUGUUGACUAUCUUGGGGAUACAAACUGGGAUGCAUCAAGUGCUUGUUCGUCGGUCAGCUCAGAUGCCAGGAUAUGUGACAAUGAGUCAGGGGACUCACUGGACAGAGCAGUGGGCAAGUCAACUGCAAAAACAAGUGUAUCAUCAACAGCUAAUAGCAUAUGUAGCCUCACCAUGAGCAGCAGUAAAGAGAGGUGCUCAAAUAGCUUGGAUUCGUUAUCUGAUAAAAACCGCUUUCCUCAAAGAUCGGGUAAAAGCAUACAGAAGCCACAAAGACAUGCACUCUACAAAGGGAUAGAGAACAAAGAAGAGGUGGUGCUGAAAAUUCGAAAUCUCCACACUGACUCUCUAAAGAAAUUGGCAGCUAAAUGUGAGGACAAGUUCAUGCAGGGUCAAAAGAACCAGCUUCGCUUUGGAUUGGAUAACUGGUCCGAUUUCAGACUGACUAGUGAUAAACCUUGCUGUGAGGCAGGUGAUGCUGUUUACUAUACAGCAUCCUAUGCUAAGGACCUCCAUAAUCAAUAUGCAAUCAAGAUAUGUAAAAGUCGAGCGAAGGCUUCCCAGCAGCUGUAUUACCAUAGUCUAGCUGUAAGGCAAAGCCUUGCCGUGCACUUCAACAUCCAGCAAGACUGUGGGCACUUCCUCGCUGAGGUACCAGUCCGCAUGCUUCCCUGGGAGGAUCCCAAUGCCCCAGUAUUAGAAGAAGAAGAUGAUGAAGAUAGGUCAGAAGUUUCACAUGAGCCAAGGAACAGCUCCAAUGGCAAAGGAACUUCCAGCAAACACAGAAGUCGUGUGGUAGUCAUUACUCGAGAGGUUCCAUACCAAACUGUUGCGGAUUUUGUGCGUGAAUCAGCUCCUCGGCACAAAAGAAACCCAGACAUCUAUGAGCGACAAGUUUGCUUAUUACUGCUCCAACUCUGUGCUGGCCUCAAUCACUUGAAGCCACAUCAUGUUACACAUUGUGACUUGAGAUUGGAGAAUCUGCUCUUGGUGCGAUGUGGACAUGGAGCCGUGGGAAACUGUGAAGCAGAAAAUGCGAUUACAGGCACAGAAUUGCCGAGGCUUAUCAUUAGUAACUUUUCCCAGGCCAAGCAGAAAAGCCAGGUGGUAGAUCUAGAGGUCUUAAGGGAUCAGUCAAGACUUGCGCCUGAGAUUAUUACCAUCACGCAGUAUAAGAAGUGUGACGAGUUCCAAACAGGAAUCCUCAUUUAUGAGAUGCUGCACCUACCCAAUCCAUUCGAAGAAAACCCAGAACUGAAAGAGAAGGAAUACACCCGAAUAGACCUCCCAGCUAUACCCAGGCGUUCAGUCUACUCCCAGGGGCUUCAGCAGCUUGCAGGUCUCCUUCUCCACCCUAAUCCCUCAGAACGCAUCCUUAUUUCAGACGCCAAAGUCUACUUGCAGUGCCUCCUUUGGGGACCAAGAGAUGACCUGGUCCAUACACUCAAAUCAUGCAGCAGUAAUGCAGACAGAAAUAGCAUAUUGCAAAAUUGGCUGGACCUGAAACGGACACUACUCAUGAUCAAAUUUGCAGAGAAGGCCAUAGACACUGAAUGCAGUGUUAGUCUUGAGGUCUGGCUUUGCUGUCAGUAUUUGGCCUUUGCUUCAGUAGAAUCCCUCAGUCAUAUUGUGAAGCUUCUGCAGCUCCAGUAACCUGUGUCACUGCUGCUUAAUUCCUUUCCUUCCCCUCCAAAUUUGGAUUUAUGUGCAAUUUUUUGUAAAUGUUCCAACUUUGUAAAUGGCAGUAUUUAAAGUGUAUGUAAUAGAUUUCUACGUUUUGAAAAGUGAUGCCUCUCAUAAGCAACAAUUGCUUUUUUCCCCCCAGGCACAUAAGCAAGCUGCUAACUUGCUCUUAAAAUGGAUUCUCAGAUGUCUGCUGUUGAAGCUAUGACAAUUUGUGUUUACCUAUAUCAUGCCUUGAAAAAAAACUACAGCCACUUUGCUAAAUUUGCAUUAAUGGGUCAGUUGCACAAAAAGAGAUUAUCAAAGAAAUGUAAUCUUAACUCCAUCAAUUUGUGGCAAUGUUGCUAGAUGAAAGGGGGAAAGAUUUUCUGUUUUGUAUGAGUGGGAUUUUUGGGGUUCCAUUAAGGAAUUUUGUUGAUUGUAAUCGCGGAGGUCUUGGAGCCCUCUCUAACAUUGUCCUGAGUGAAUCUUCCUGCUACAGCAAGAUAGAUAGUGACAGGCAGGUCAAAGUAAAAGAUGGAGUAAUGAAAAGGGAAGGGUCCUUGCAUUUGGUGGGUUGCUGAUGAAGAUUGCAGUUUUAACAAUGACAUAAAUCUUCCAAACUGCCUUUCUUGUGGUUACUUAUUGUAAUUGCAUUAAACCUUAGUCAAACAAAUAAAGUCCACAGGAUACUGUUGCAGUAGAAUUUUUUACAUUGGAUUUUACAGCUCCUGUCCGUACCUGUUUAUUUUAAUGCAAUGAAAAUACUUGUUAAUCUUUUAACAAUAUUGAACUAAUGUUUAUUUGCAAUUGUUACAGUGCAUCAUUUUUUGCUUGUUUAUUUAAUAUUUGGGUCUGUUUGAUCUGGUGACAGCUUGGUGAUUGUGACACCCAGUGGUAUGACUGAAGAUCUAAAAGACCUGAUUGUUUCUGGCAAUAUCUUCCAAAUUUUGUUGUGAACUUUUCGGCUGAGUUACAUCUCACAUGAACAUGUCAGUGGAAACUGUAGCCAGAGGACACAAAUGGCCUCAAAUGAAUUUCACUGUCUCCCCACCCUUCUCCACAGAGUAUAGUGAAACAGGUUUGCCUGGUCACAGCAUGACAAAUGCACAGUGCAAUAAGCUGGCUGAAGCUAUAACCCAAAAGGCACACAAUGUUGAAUUGCCUUCCUGCCCUGUUGAGAGUGCAUUGUCACCAUCAAGCUUGUACUUCAAAGUGUACUUGGAAAGGAGAGAAAGGAUUUCUUUACCAAAAUAUACUUUCUAUUAUUAUGCACUCACAUUAAAGGAAGAAGUAUUUUAAUGAACUAAAACUUGAAAAAACAGUAUUAUAGUGCAGAAACUAAUGAACACAUUUAUUUAAACAGUUUGAUAUGCUGAGCUAUUUUGUCAUCUUAAAAGGGACGUAUGUGUUGCAGUUAAGAUUAGCAUCUGUUGCCCACUGCUAAUUGUCCUCAGGCAGUGGCCAUUUUGAACUAUUGCAGUGUACCUGGUGAAGCUGUCAUGUUAUUGUUAGAUGGUGUUCCGGGAUUUUUACCUCCAUGAUGAAGAAAAAGCACCUUAAAUUCUAGAAUCACCAUGGUGUAUGGCUUGGAAAAGUCAUAUACCACGAUAAUUAGAGAGCAUUAGGUUUGUAGGAGGUGAUUUCCCAUGCACCUGCUGCCUUUAUCCCAGGCAGUAAUGGACACAUGUUCGCAGAAUGCUGUUGAAGAGGCCUUGAUGAGUGACUGGGGCAGAUUUGUGGCAAAGGUGAAGGGAAAGAAUGUUUGGGAGGUGGCGGGCAUGUCAGCAAAGUGGUUGGUUUUUUCCUAAGUGGCUAAGCUACUUUGGUGGUGUUAGAUCUACACUCAUCCAGGCUGGGGGAUCUGCAAAGGAGGUAACUUGCCAUGGAAUACUGCCUACUGCUCUGUGUGGCUGGUCGGUUGUUAUUUCUCAGUUGUAGACCUGCCCCAUGAGAGUGUUGAUCAUGGCGAUUCGGGGUGCAGCAGAGGGUUGAACUGAUAGUAAAUCUGUUGAAGUCAGAGGAGUGGUUAUAUUCUUUCUUUUGGAGUUGACCGUUGCAUCUUUAUGGCACAUUUAGUACUUUGUACAGGUCGACCUUCACUAAUCCGGCACCAUUGGGACCUGAGAAGUGCCGGAUUAGUGAAAAUGACGAAUUUCAGAAGGAUCACAUUAAGCAUAAUCAGUGCCAGAUUAUCGAAAGAACCGGAUUACAGGUAGUUGGAUUAGUGAAGGUCGACCUGUACUUAUAAACUCAUGAUUGAAUUUUGUUCUUUUUUUGUGUGCAAGAAACUCCUACUGUGAUAGAACAUAAAACAGUACAGCUCAGUUCAGGCCAUGAUGUUAUACUGACCCUUUAACCCACUCUAAGGGUAAAAUCAAUCUAACCCUUCCCCUCCCAUAUAGCCUUUUCAUUCAUGUGCCUAAGAAUCUCUUAAAUACCCCUAAUCUAUUUGCCUCUACCACCAUCCCCAGUAUUACGUUCCACACACUUAACACUACCUGUGUAAAAAAAAAACACCUACCUCUGACAUCUCCCUUAUAUCUCCAAUCACCUUAUUAUAUGCCCUCCCAUAGUAGCCAUUGCUGCCCUGGGGGAAAAAAAGUGCUGGCUAUCCACUCUAUCAAUGCCAGUUGUCAUCUUGUACGCUUCUAUCAAGUCACCUCUCAUCCUCCUUUGCUCCAAAGACAAAAACCCUAGCUCGCUGAACCUUCCCUCAUAAGACAUGCUCUUCAAUCCAGCCUGCAUCCUGGUAAAUCUCCCCUGUACCCUCUCUGAAGCUUCCACACCUUUCCUAUAAUGAGGCGACCAGAACUGAACACAAUACUCAAAAGUGUAGUCUAACCAGGGUUUUACAGAGCAAUACCUCAGAGCUCUUGAACUCAGUCCCACAACUAACGAAGCUCAACAGACUAUACCCCACCUCGACCACCUGAAAUGAUUGACUCUAAGAUCUUCAACCAUCUGUCAUCGCCAUUGUCUGCUUUGAAGUAUCACUUGUAGGCCAAUAGGACUCCCAUGUUUUAGUAUAGCAAUCACAGCAAUCCCUGAAUGGGGUAUUUUACUACUUAAUAAAACAAAAGUAAACUAUUAGUAGUGCCUGAAGUUGAUGUUGGGCUAUGUUCCUGUUUAAUUGAUGAUCAUAAAGAAGAGAUGAACAGGACUCAAAGUGCAUGUGUUCCAAUGAAAUUCCUUUCGAAUAAGUCAAAACAUUCAUUAAAAUGGCAGCAAAAGAUGAUUUGUACUUGAUAUAGUUUCAUGGUGUUUAUGUCUAAUUCUGUAAACAUUCAAGGUAAAGGUGAAGCAGAUAGUAUAGGUGAUGUGAACAGGUUUGUUACUUUGACAUUACUUUUGUGCAAUGAAAUUUGGCUUUUAUGUAGUUGACUUCCAAACAGUUAACAUGUUAACUUGAAUAUACCAAAUCUGUGUAAUUUACUGCAAUUUUAAGUAUGGAUGUGGCAAAAGUAGCAAAAUGCAUCAGACCCAAUAUACACACCGUGGCCACUUUAUUAGGUACACCUGUACAUAAAUGCAAAUAUUUAAUUAGCCAAUCAUGUGGCAGCAACUCAAUGUAUAAAAGCAUACAGACAUGGUCAAGACAUUCAGUUGUUGUUCAGACCAAACAUCAAAAUGGGGAAGAAAUGUGAUCUAAGUGACUUUGACUGUGGAAUAAUUGUUGGUGCCAGAUAGGGUAGUUUGAGUAUCUCAGAAACUGCUGAUCUCCUGGGAUUUUCACGAACAACGAUCUCUAGAAUUUACAGAGAGCGAUGCAAAAACAACAUCCAGUGAGUGGCAUUUCUGUGGGCAAAAAAUGCCUUAUUAAUGAGAGAGAUCAGAGAAUGGCCAUAUUGAUUCAAACUGACACAAAAGCCAGAGAAAAAGUUACAACAGUGGUAUACAGAACAUCUCAACACACAUUGAUCCUUGAAGUGGAUGGACUACAAUAGCAAAACGAACAUUCUGUGAGUGGCAGCUCUACGUCAGCAGUGCACCCACCUCUGAGGGAGAAAGUUCCAGUUCAAAACUCACUUCAUUAAUCUGAGCACAAAAAUCUAGUUAGACAGUUCUGUGUUGUGCAUUCCUGGCACUGUCUGGCAUCUGAGACAUUAAAUCAAGUUAUAUCUCCCUCUGGAUGGAUGUAUAAGAUUAUCAUGGAACUAUAUUUGGUGGGGAAAACUGGGAAAUUGUUUCUGGUGGCUGAACUUUAAUUUUUAAUCAAUGUAUUAAUGUACUGAUGUAUUGAAAGUACAUUAAUCUGUGGGGAGGACAGUUUCAACACCGCUGUUGUGGGAUCGCACUAUAUCAAACUGACUGCCACGUUUCCUACAUUUUAAUAAUUUUACUUCCAAAGUUGCUUUGAGAGCUUCAGAAAAAUGGUCAAAAAUGCUUUUUGAUGGUGAAUUUUAAUCUCCAACAUAUAUCACUAGUAAUGGGUAGGACAAAACUAGAAGAAAACCUGUGAACAAUUGCAGUUAAGUUUUGGGGAAAUUUCUUUCCAACUCCACAAAGUAGUCAUGCAAGAUCUAUGAUGGUGUAGUUACUUAUGACUGCGAAUUAUUAGAUUAGAUUAGAUUAGAUUCAACUUUAUUGUCAUUGUGCCAAGUACAGAUACAAAGCCAAUGAAAUGCAGUUAGCAUCUAACCAGAAAUGCAAAGAAGUGUUAUAUACAAAAUAACUGCAAAUGAAAAAUAAGUGCUACAGCACACAAAUAUAAAAGUACUAAGACAGUACAAUACAGAUGCAAUACUGCUUAGUGCUGUGAUGAGAGGUUCAGCAGGGUCACAGCCUCAGGGAAGAAGCUCUUCCUGUGCCUGCUGGUGCAGGAGCGGAGGCUCCUGUAGCACCUACCGGAUGGGAGGAGAGUAUAAAGUCCAUGGUUAGGGUGAGAUGCAUCCCUGAUAAUGCUUUUCGCCCUGCUCAGGCAGCAUUUAUGGUGGUUGUUCUCAACGGUGGGCAAUUGGGUGCCGAUAAUCCGCUGGGCAGAUAUUAUUAGGUGAAUAUCACACUUCCCUCCCUCUGGAAUUUUCCCAAGUCCUUCACACCCACUUUUAUUGCUUCUGCCUAAAAGCUACAGCAGAAUGUGAUCAUCUGAUCAAAGCAACACCCUUCAUACACAGAGAGCAGGUCACUGUUUCAAAUUCAUAGCCAAAUAAGCAGUUAAUCCUUUGAGAUUUUUUUCCAACCUAUUUUGUUUGUCAUAGUCAUAGAGAUACAGUGUGGCAACAGGCCAUUUAGCUCACCAGGUCCAGAGUAAUAGGGCACUACAGCACAGAAGCGGUCUCUGUGGCUCACCUGGUCCGUACCUAUUAUUCUGCCUCAUCCGAUCAACCCACACCUGGACCAUAGUCCUCCAUACCCCUCCUAUCCAUGUACCUAACUAAACUUCUCUUAAAUGUUGAAAUCGAACCCAUAUCCACUUCUGCAGGCAGUUCAUUCCACACACUCACCGCCCUGAGUGAAGAGGUUCCCCCAGGUUCCUCUUAAAUAUUUCACCUUGCACUGUUAACCAUGACCUCUAGUUGUAGUCUCACCAAACCUCAGUGGAAAAAGCUUCCUUGCAUCUGCCCAAUCUAUACUGCUCAUGUUGACCUUCAAACACCCUUUAAAUACAUCCUUCUUCAAUUCCUAGUUUCCAUAUCCUAUCCACCUUCCCUUUAACUCUCCCAUUCUCAUAUUUUUACUAACUCUAAUUAAGCAACGAUAAAAUAGCAAGGAUGUUUUGAAUAAAACUAAGGUAUGGGAUGCCGGACUUAACCACACCUUUUGAGUUCCAACCUUUCUCUACCAAUAUUGUUGGCAAUGGAUCCCCUGGCAGCAUAAAUAAUAUUUAAUCGCAUGAAUAUUGAAAAUGUGCACAAAUACUUGUUGGGCUGAUGACGUGUGAAUUAACCCUACAAGAGUUCCACAUAAACGUUAAUUAAACUGGACAGACCUCACUUUCAACGUGAGCUUUGUAAGUUUAAAAUAAAAGGCUUUCUCCCUAUUUAUUCUUCUGUUGAUGGAAUCAAGUUUAAUUACUGAAUUACUUGCUAAUCGUCAUAGACAAAGAGCAUGGGAUCAGGACCUUUAGCCCAUCCAGUACGGGCUAGCCAUCGUGAAUUCUGUGAUCAAAGUGAACAAAACUGGUCAUAAUGUUUCUCUGUACCAAUCCCAAUCAUAGUCAGUGGAGGGUGGUAGUGGUGGGGGCACAUUAAGUGAUGUAGGAGGCAAAAUAUGGUAACCCAGGUCCAGAGUGAUAAGAAAGUGCCUGAUUGUAGUUGUAUAGAUACCAGUAUUAGAAAGAGAACACAGUGACUCUUACAAUAUUUUUCAUGUACAGAAUGCCAGAGUGUGUUAAUGCUUUCAAAACUAGCCUAAGUAUUAGUGUUUACAUUUUUUUUUACCAUUUGUGCAUCUUUUUUGGAAAUAUCUAGUUGCUUUUUUCCCUGAAAGACCUUAUUAAAUGUGCUUCCCUAGGCACCAAAGUUAUAUAUUUGAGUCCUGCAAAGGAAUAAGACAGGAUCUGUUUAUUAACCACUUGGUUCUCUGCUGUAAAUAAGAAGAGGAUAUUUUUUUGGAAGUAGUGGAUUCAGCCACACCCCCCCCCCCCGGCCCCCAACACACUGGUAUUGUGCAGUAGUUGAAAACGCUAGAACUGCAAGAGUGACCGUUAGCACCUGAAACCAGCUUGAGUGAUACUUCAGGUGGCUGCUUGCUUUAGUUGACAAUGGGCUGUUUUAUAGUUUUUUGUUCUAGCAUGCACAGAUUUUCUCUGCAAUAGCACACUGCUGAGUGGUGAAGAUUGCCUUACUUUCAAAUGCUGUCACUGAACCUGUUUGACAGUUUGCGGGGUGGGGAGGUGUUGGAAUUGUGAGUGGUGCCUUUCAUAACUCUCUUAAAUAAACAAUAAAACCUUUUGAGCAACUGACCCAGUCACUGCACAUAGCUUUCUGUAUUCUGUACUGCUGAUGACAAGACUGUUUCUCUGUGAAAAUGCAAAGCCAUCAGUAUCUAUAUUCUGAUACAUGUAACUUAGUUUGGAUCUACUGUAUUUAAAUAAUCAUUGUACCAAUACUGCAGUAUCCUGCCCACUCCAGAAACUAUAUACUGCUGCUUUGAGUGGUUAGCUGAAAACUGAGGCGUGCGUGAUCUACAAAAUGGAUGAAAUGCUAAUUGUGUGAUUCUUGUAAUCGUUAUAUUGUGUAACAAUCUUGUAAAUGGUUAUGUUUUAUUAAAAAAGUCAACUGUAUCAUGA